AUGGAAAACAAUGAACUCAACAUCAAGCUGAAGGGAGUACUUGAUAUGACCGUCUUCUCCCAGUUGUUGGAGAUGGAUGAGGAAGAAGAUCGAAAGAGUAGCUCAACAGCGCUCUAUGGCUUCAUUGAAAGAGGCAAGGAGAAGGUGGACUAUAUGGAGAUGGCCCUUGAAUCCCUGCAAGAAUGUGCAGUGGCGUUGGGCUUCCGCAAAUUUCACGAAAGCUGUGAAAAUAUUGGAAGAGUCAGUGCGAUGAUGAGUAUACAUGGCGAGGUCGCAGAAGCAAUUGAGAUGUUCCGUCUUACCCUCAUUAAGGAAGAAAUCGGCAAUCUGAAUGACAGUCUUCUAUCUGCUCGAACAGCAAUGAAUUCCUUCUAUAAGGAUAGUAUCUAA
Messenger RNA from Penicillium waksmanii, 390 nucleotides. RefSeq lists its product as uncharacterized. NCBI's taxonomy places the organism in Eukaryota, Fungi, Ascomycota, Eurotiomycetes, Eurotiales, Aspergillaceae. The record is from RefSeq and is a predicted model, not a curated record. Gene Ontology annotation, biological process: phosphorelay signal transduction system. The transcript has 2 exons. Bases 1 to 390 code for a protein of 129 amino acids.